AUGAAGUGGAACACAUUUCCCAUAGACAAAAUCAGGGGAUUUCAGCAUUUUUUGAAAAUUUUUAAAGAAUUAUAUUGUCUGCUUCCCGUGCUGCUUGUGAUAGUGGCUUUAUUGCUGACACUGCCAGGGAGUGCAAGGGAUCAGGCUUCUGCUUGUGUUCUGGAAGAUCAGAGUCCGAGUGGAGUCCAACAGGAUGGGGAUAUAAUCUUGGGAAUAGUUCUUUCUUUAUUUAGGUCAAGAAAGGAUCACAUGAAAAUCGAAUUCAACCAGAAACCUUCCCCAUCCAGAUGCAUAAGUCCAUCCAUUAGUUAUUAUCAACAUUAUCUAGCAGCUAUUUUUGCCAUUGAGGAGAUCAAUCAGAAUGCUAAUAUCUUACCCAACCUAACCCUUGGCUACCGCAUCUAUGAUGCCUGCACCAGUGAAAGUCGGGCAGCAGCCAACACUCUGAGCAUAUUGAGUGGGAGGGCGGCAUCUGUACCCAACUAUUCCUGCAAUGACAAGGGAACACUUGCUGCUUUUGUGGGUCAUUUACUUUCCACACUGACCUAUGUAGUAUUGGACAUUACAGCAAUCUACAAAUUCCCUCAGAUCAGCUAUGGGGCUCAGGAUCCUGCUCUGGGUGACAGGCAACAGUUCCCAACAUUCUACAGGACUAUCAUCAAUGAAAAAUAUCACUUUGUAACCAUCAGUCAGAUGCUUAAAAUGUUUGGUUGGACGUGGGUGGGAAUUAUCUGCUCAGAUGAUGAAAGUCACCAGAGAGCUGUUAAUAAAAUGAGUUCUGAAAUCACCAAAAAUGGAGGUUGUGUGGCAUUUGUGGCUGUGUACACUGUUGAAAAUAUAUGGACAUUGUCAAAUUCUAUAGAAAAAAUAAGGCGUUCAUCAGCAAAUGUUAUCAUUGUCAGCAGCAACUCCCAUUUUUUGCAUCGCAUUUUAAUAAGCAUGCAGCUAAAUAUAGAAUUAAAAAAAUAUUUUCUAUUUCCUUCAUCUCUGGAGAACAUGAGUAGUUUUUUGUUUUCUUUACUCAACGGGUCCUUGAUUCUCUCCGGUCACCAGAGAGCCAUUCCCGGCUUUAAGGAAUUUGUCUUCAAUGCUCAUCCUACGAAAUUUUCAGAUGAUGAUUUUACAAACCUUGUAUGGUUUAUACUUUUUGGUUGUUCAAAAUCUGCAGACAAUUCCUCUGGGAUAUACAUUCCAGCUUGUUCAAGGAAUGAUACACUAAGUUACUUUGAUACUUCAUUUUAUGCCAUAAACAACUAUAUCACUUACAAUAUGUACGUUGCCGUGUAUGCCCUGGCACAUUCCCUGCACAAGGUGCUUUAUGGUGAGCCUCAUGAGAAGCAACUCUAUAAAUCAGGAUUCCAUCUUGACUUGUACAAGCUAAAUAACCAUUUAAAGAGCAUCCAUUUCCAGACUGCUUCGGGAGAUGAAAUAUUUUUUAAUGAACACGGAGAGGUUCAGGGGAAUCUUGAAAUUGAAAACUGGAUUUCUUACCCAAAUGAAACAACAGCCAUUAGAAAGGUUGGAACCUUCAAUUCUUCAGCCCCUCCUGGUGAGCAGCUCCUUAUCAACAAGUCAGAUAUCAUCUGGGGGACUCCACUGAAUGAUAUCCCGCAGUCUGUGUGCAUUGGUACCUGCCAGCUGGGAUACAGAAAAAUGGAGAAAAAAGGCCUCCCAGUCUGCUGUUAUGAAUGUGUAAAGUGUUCAGACGGAGAGAUUUCCAACGUAUCAGACAUGGAAAACUGCAUAACAUGCCCUGAAGAUGAAUGGUCCAAUGAGAAUAGAAAUAAGUGCAUUAAGAAAACCAUUACCUUUCUGUCUUAUGCUGAACCACUGGGCUUGAUUUUGGCAAACUUAGCAGUUCUGUUAUCCAUCACUGCAUCUCUAAUCCUUGGAAUCCUUAUCAAGAACAGACACAGCCAGAUUGUGAAAGCCAAUAAUGAAGAACUUAGCUACAGUCUUCUCCUGACCCUUAUACUAUCCUUUCUCUGCACCUUACUCUUUAUAGGAAAACCCAUGAAGGUGACCUGUAUGUUUAGACAAGUUACUUUUGCAGUCAUUUUUACUAUUAGCAUCUCCUCGGUUUUGGGGAAAACUGUGACUGUACUGAUUGCCUUUCAUGCUAUAACACCUGGAAGUAUGUUGAAGAUCUGGGUUGGAAAAAGAGCUCCCAGGUGUCUUGUUCUUCUUUUAUCUCUGGGAGAGGUUAUAAUUUGUUUUAUGUGGUUUCUACAUUGCCCACCAUUCCCUGAUUAUGAUACCAGAUCCCAACCAUCUGUGAUGACCUUGCAGUGUAAUGAAGGUUCUGCUGUGGCAUUCUACAUUGCAGUAGGGUACAUUGGAAUGCUGGCCUCUGUCAGCUUCAUUACCGCUUAUCUUGCCCGUAGGCUUCCAGACAUAUUUAAUGAAGCUUCACACAUCACCUUUAGCAUGUUGGUGUUCUGCUGUGUGUGGGUCACUUUUAUCCCAGCCUAUAUAAGCUCCAAAGGCAAAUACAUGGUGGCAGUAGAGAUAUUUGCUAUUCUUUCUUCCAGCUCUGGGUUGUUGGGAUGCAUAUUUUUUCCCAAGUGUUACAUCAUCCUUUUAAAACCCGAAAGAAAUAUCAGCUGGAAAGCAACGUCUACAAAAAAAUCAAUUAACCAAUAUAACUCACCGUUUGUUAAAGGGAUAGCAAGUUGUUUUGUUGAAUAGUGGCAUCUCUAUUUAGAUGAAAAACUUAAAUAUUUUGAAUAGCAUAUUUGUUUCCCCAUUAUUAUGUUCAGUUCACACAUCACUACAGAGGUCCCCAUCAUUCUUCAUGAUCACUGAACUAGAUCCCCAUCUCUUGCAUACUGAUUUUAUUCAUUUUUAGUUGCAUUCUUUGGAACUUUUCUCCCCUCAGAUUCCUUCUUUUUUUACAGCUAUGCCAACAACCUUCUCCUUGGAUAUUGGAGCUGGGAAACAAAUUAAUUUUGAAAACAAAGUUUAAAAAUGUUAAAACAAAAGCAAAUUCAUUAUUGGUGGUGUAUUGUUUGUCACUGGUACAAUUGUAAAGGUCACCUGUACUGCUUAUACUGUUGCUUUUCUUUCCUUUGCCAU
Xenopus tropicalis (tropical clawed frog) is the source of this 3075-nucleotide messenger RNA. Its product is annotated as vomeronasal type-2 receptor 26-like. The transcript has 6 exons. The record is from RefSeq and is a predicted model, not a curated record. Gene Ontology annotation, molecular function: G protein-coupled receptor activity. Gene Ontology annotation, biological process: G protein-coupled receptor signaling pathway. The coding region runs from base 1 to 2688 and encodes 895 amino acids. Lineage: Eukaryota; Metazoa; Chordata; Amphibia; Anura; Pipidae. Gene Ontology annotation, cellular component: plasma membrane; membrane.